AGGUUGUCGCCUGACAAGUUGUGAUUUCUGUAGGGAAAAUGGGGUUCCUUGUAGUGUCUCUUUGGUAUAUGUUUGUUCCAGUUUGGCUGUCGCUUCUCCUCCCCUCGACACAAGAAGGUCAAGCAGAGGAAGGCUGCCAUGAGUAUUUGACGAACUUUGCAGGCGUAGCGGCGAACUUCACCUCGUGUGCUAUACAGCAUUCUCGUCCUUUCCAGUUUUGCUGCAAGUGUCAGAAGGCCUAUGUCUCAGCAGUUAACAAGUACAGGGCUAUUGUACGCAACAAACAUUGCUACUCUGACCUGGUAAUGGCUGAACAGCAUCAGAUUGUGGAAUCUGCCAAUGGUUUUGUGGCAAAUCUUUGGAAGAGUUCUCACUGUCCAGAUUGCUUCCAGGAAGAUGGUGGAUCUGUAAAAGAAGAGAUUACUGAGUUUUUUGAAAAGUGGGAAGCUGUACAGCACUGUUUCUUAAACAAUUCUAGGAUCCACUUAAUUCCUGUGCCAACAAAUGGUUCAUAUCACAACAUAUCAGGACUGCAAAGUGUGUGUGAUGACUGUAGAAAUUCAUACUCUUACCUGGAGGAAUCCUACAAGAAAAUAGCCAGGUCUGACACUGAAGAAUUCAAAGUUUGUGCAGAUGUGUCUGCUUCUAUGAAUUAUACACGACACCGCUGGAGCAACACUUUUCACUGUGUCAAAAUUCAAAAUGAUCUGGUCUCUGUGGUGGCCCUUACAGUGUUUUUCUGCUUUCUUCCUGUUAUAUUUUACUCUGCUGUUAGACUGCAAGGUACCUCAAAUGACAGGAAAACAAAAAAUAUGAGAGCUACUCUGACCUGAAACUCUCAUCCAGAUGUUGAACAGCUAAAAUAUUCAGAGUUCAAUGUUGACUUGACCAAGUAUUGAGAUCACUGAGGUUGCUUCACCCUGUACAUCCCAAUGAGAGGGUUGCUUGUGGGUUAGAGGAAAGAAAAGAGUUUGUGAGCUGCCAGGACAUCCAGUCAAUUGAAUCUUGAACUGAGCUAAAUUGAUCCUUAUGGGUCCAAUAAUGUGCAAAAAAAGUGUCUUGAGAAAACUCAACUGGAGGAUAAACAAUGUAAAAAGGAAGGGAAAGACCCCCAUUCUAAAUGAAGACAACGAAAAACGAUUGAAAAUCACUAAUAAAUGAAAUAAAUAACUUGCAUGGUAUGUAUUCACAAGUGCAUGCUACACCUUCAAAACUUGCCAAGAUUUCCUCAAGAAAUCUGUGAACAUCUCUCCUCUGAUAGUUCCACUCACACUUAAGAAUGUCUCAAAAGAAACUUAGAAUCUUCUUGCAAAUUUUGUUAUUUGGAUUACUUUUGAGGUUUAUCUUACCAAAUCAUAAAAAACUGAACAAAACAAAUAACAAAAUAAAGCUUUUUGGCCAAACCAAGAGGACAAUGUGACUAGUAGAGUUUUGCACGAAUUUUGGGAUUAGAAAUGCCAAAUCAUAUCUUUGUAAAUUUAUUAUGUACAUCUUUUCAAUAGAUGGGUGGUCUGUCUAGCAUGGGGUCUUGACUCUUUUACGGACUAUCCCUAUAGCAUUUCUUUUUUUUUUUUCCUUUUUCUCUCUCUUUUGUUUACUAUGUUGCCAUUGAAUUAUUAAAAUAAAAAUCUUAAUGUAAUAGAAAAAUCCGAGCCCCAGAUGGGACUGGCUCGGAUUUAACAACUAAUUAAUUAACAAUUAAAAUUGUUUCAUCGUUACAUGCUCGCUUUGGAGGUUGGUUGGCCGCAUCUUGAUAU
Stylophora pistillata is the source of this 1757-nucleotide messenger RNA. RefSeq names its product osteopetrosis-associated transmembrane protein 1. Gene Ontology annotation, cellular component: cytosol. Lineage: Eukaryota; Metazoa; Cnidaria; Anthozoa; Scleractinia; Pocilloporidae. The record is from RefSeq and is a predicted model, not a curated record.